AAAAGAGUUUUCAACACUAAAACGUCCACUCUCGCAUAAGAGAAAGAAAGAAAGGACCUCACUCUCCCAACAAUCUCUCAGAAUCUCUCGAAUCUCCCAAUCUGUCUCAAAUCUCCAGCCUCCCAAUCUGUCUCAAAUCUCCAGCCUCUUCUGCCACACAAAGGUGGUAUUGUUUUGUCAGGUUCUGGAAAUAAGUAGCAGAGAUGAUUGCAGAGAAGCCCAGCUGGAUCAGACAUGAGGGAAUGCAAAUUUUCUCCAUUGACGUUCAACCUGGUGGACUUAGGCUUGCCACUGGUGGGGGUGAUCACAAGGUGCGGGUAUGGAACAUGAAAUCCCUUGGCAGGGAUUUGGAUAAUGAAGAAUCAUCAGCCCAGAGGCUACUCGCAACUCUCCGUGAUCACUUUGGUUCUGUGAAUUGUGUUAGGUGGGCUAAGCAUGGUCGGUUUGUUGCAUCAGGAUCAGAUGACCAAGUGAUUCUAAUUCAUGAAAGAAAGCCUGGUUCAGGAACCACUGAGUUUGGCAGUGGAGAGCCACCUGACCUUGAAAAUUGGAAAGUUGCAAUGACUUUGAGAGGGCAUACUGCAGAUGUGGUGGAUCUUAAUUGGUCUCCAGAUGACUCGAUGUUGGCCAGUGGAAGUUUAGAUAACACUAUACACAUCUGGAACAUGAGCAAUGGUAUUUGCACUGCUGUUCUGAGGGGUCACUCUAGCCUGGUUAAAGGAGUUACUUGGGAUCCUAUUGGCUCCUUCAUAGCAAGUCAGUCAGAUGAUAAAACUGUAAUUAUUUGGCGAACAAGUGACUGGAGUCUUGUGCACAGGACAGACGGCCAUUGGCAAAAAUCACUUGGAUCUACCUUUUUCAGGCGGUUGGGAUGGUCCCCUUGUGGCCACUUCAUUACUACCACUCACGGAUUCCAGAAACCAAGGCAUUCUGCCCCUGUUCUAGAGAGAGGGGAAUGGUCUGCUACAUUUGACUUCUUAGGACAUAAUGCCCCUGUGAUUGUAGUGAAGUUUAACCAUUCAAUGUUUAGGAGGAACGUUUCCAAUGCUCAGGAAAAAGCUGCACCCGUUGGGUGGACUAAUGGUGCUUCAAAGACAGGAGGAAAAGAGAAAGAACCACAACCUUAUAAUGUCAUUGCUAUUGGGAGUCAGGACCGGACUAUAACAGUGUGGACUACUGCAAGUCCCCGACCCCUCUUCGUAGCAAAGCAUUUCUUUACUCAAAGUGUUGUGGAUUUAUCCUGGAGCCCUGAUGGUUAUUCACUUUUUGCGUGUUCUUUGGAUGGUUCAGUGGCAACUUUCCAUUUUGAUGUUAAAGAACUUGGCAACCGUUUAAGUGAUGCUGAACUGGAUGAAUUGAAGAGAAACCGUUAUGGUGAUGUUAGGGGUCGGCAAGCAAAUUUAGCUGAAAGCCCAGCUCAAUUAUUGCUCGAAGCAGCAUCUGCUAAGCAAGCCCCAAGCAAAAAAGUGAUUCUGGAUGUUCAGCAAAACCAGACAGUUGUAAAACCUUCUGUUGAUGCAACGGUUGCAACAAAAACUUCUGCAGAUGGCUUAAAUAAGGUUUCGAUGCCUGCCAGAAUUUCCAGUCCUGUGAAGCAGAGGGAAUAUAGACGCCCUGAUGGUAGAAAGAGGAUUAUUCCAGAAGCAGUUGGGGUACCUCUGCAGCAGGAAAAUAUUUCUGCUGGGGUUCAGACCCAGGCACUUGAUUUCCCUUCUAUGCCUUCUGAUAAAAAAAAUGAUGAGAAUGGGUUAAUUGCAGCUGAUAGUGGCAUCAAAGAAACAUCUAUUAGGGGAGCAAUUGGCAGAAGCGCUGAAAUAAAGGAGGGACAUGGGGUAACUGCUAGAGCUAUGAUUACCAAAAGCCUUGUUAUUGAGAAGGUUCCUGCCUCCACAGGUGGAGAUGAAAGCAUAGCUGUGGAACAGUCGGGGAAUUUGAAGGCUUCUAGUUUGGCAGGUUCUUCAUGUUCCACUCUUUCAAUUAGGGUGCUAGAUAGGAAAGAAGGAGAAGGCAAUGUACCAAUUUGCUUGGAAGCUCGACCUCGGGAACACGCUGCAAACGACAUUGUUGGCAUGGGAAAUACAUUUAUCAUGAAAGAAACAGAAAUUACUUGCACAAGAGGGUUGCAAACUCUUUGGUCAGAUAGGAUAUCAGGGAAAGUCACUGUUUUAGCUGGAAACGCAAACUUCUGGGCUGUUGGGUGUGAAGAUGGAUGCAUACAGGUUUACACAAAGUGUGGGAGGCGUGCUAUGCCAACUAUGAUGGUAGGAUCUGCAGCAAUAUUUAUAGAUUGUGACGAGUGCUGGAAAUUAUUUUUGGUCACAAGAAAAGGAUCCUUUUAUGUAUGGGAUCUAUUAAAGCGGAAUUGCCUCCUCCAUGACUCAUUGGCAUCUCUGGUCGCUUCAAACCCAAACCCAUCUGCAAAAGACGCAGGUGUGAUCAAAGUUAUAUCAGCAAAGCUAUCAAGAUCUGGUUCACCUCUUGUUGUUCUUGCCACUCGCCAUGCCUUCCUCUUUGAUAUUAGCCUGAUGUGUUGGCUUAGGGUUGCAGAUGAUUGCUUUCCUGGGUCAAAUUUUGCAAGCUCUUGGCAUUCGGGUUCAGCUCAGGGUGGUGAGCUGGCUGCUUUGCAAGUUGAUGUUAGGAAAUAUGUGGCCAGAAAGCCAGGUUGGAGCAGGGUAACAGAUGAUGGAGUGCAGACACGUGCUCACUUGGAGGCUCAGUUAGCUUCCUCGCUAGCAUUAAAGUCAGCUAAAGAUUAUCGCCAAUGCCUUCUAUCAUAUAUACGCUUCCUUGCAAGGGAAGCAGAUGAGUCUCGUUUACGAGAAGUGUGUGAGAGUUUUCUUGGACCUCCAACUGGGAUGGUGGACGAUACAACUUUAGAUUUAAACAACUCGGCAUGGGAUCCUUGUGUGCUUGGAAUGAGGAAACAUAAACUUUUACGAGAAGAUAUCCUUCCGGCAAUGGCUUCAAAUAGAAAAGUACAGAGAUUGCUUAAUGAAUUCAUGGAUCUCAUUUCCGAAUAUGAAAGCGCUGAAACAAAUAUAGAGAAAAAGAUUCAAACUUCGCUGACAGCACGUCAACCGGCAGCUGAUGAAAUGGACUCUGCUCCUUCUAGGACAAAUGAAAUGGACAUUGUACCUGCAGCACCAGAGAAAACGAAGUCUGUUCCUGCUUCAACUGACCAAAAGGACUCUUCCCAGCUAGCAACAGAUGAAGAAAAUUCUGCUCCGGUAGCAGAAGACAAAGUUAAUUCAGAUCCACCAAUGGGCAAUCAAGUUAGUGAAGCUGCACAAGAUGCAGGUUCUUGAGUUUUGCAUCUCGGAAAUGCAGAAAACCGGACUUUCCAAAUGCAGUGUAUCAUAAUGUAGCCGGCUUGGUGGAUCUUGCUUGUACAUUAUUCGGUGUUAUCCGAAUUAAGGUGGCUUUCUCCUGAAAAAACUUGUUUUGUUGAGUGUCCUACUAGGAGAGCCUGCCAUAAGGCGCCGAUGAACACCUCUCUCUGUACGAUUACGCUGUGUAAUUUGUUGAUAAUAUUUUUCUUAAAUUAUUCAUAAUAUUUUACUCAUUUAA
Molecule: messenger RNA, 3567 nt
Organism: Malus domestica (apple)
Lineage: Eukaryota; Viridiplantae; Streptophyta; Magnoliopsida; Rosales; Rosaceae
Product: protein HIRA
Biological process (GO): chromatin remodeling; DNA-templated transcription; regulation of DNA-templated transcription
Cellular component (GO): chromatin; nucleus; HIR complex
Molecular function (GO): nucleosome binding; protein binding
Source: RefSeq, a predicted model, not a curated record